GUCCGCGCUGCGCUGACACUAAGCGUGAUUAGGGAUGUCUACGAUAACAUCUGGAAUGUUAUCAACGUAUUGGUAUUCCGUUCACCGAUACCAAAAGUUUUCAUCAUCGGUAAAUAUUAAUUCUGAUUACAUGUCAAAACUAAAAAAGUCGAGUGUCAUUCAGUAUGGAUUAUGGAUUCAGUAUGGAGAACAAAAGAAACACAAAUCUGACUCGUGUAUGUUCGCGAGAUCGAAGAUAUCGCUGCACGGCCGCGGCUCCGGUGUCGAGCAAUUUAACCCCACCCUGCAAUAUGCUCGUAAAUCGUGUCCGUUAAUUGCAGGAGCAAGUUACGUCCUGCACGGAUAUAAAAAUGCCGAUCGCGCGCCAUGA
Linepithema humile (Argentine ant) is the source of this 370-nucleotide messenger RNA. NCBI's taxonomy places the organism in Eukaryota, Metazoa, Arthropoda, Insecta, Hymenoptera, Formicidae. The record is from RefSeq and is a predicted model, not a curated record.